AAAAAACCUGCAAACACAUUCGAAAGGAGCAAAAAGCCACAAAGAUGAUGCCCACACUCAACGAACGGAAGAGGCCCGUUGUAGCGACCUCCCCCUCUUGCAUUGUGCUAAGCGAAGAUGCGAGGGACUAUGAACUAAAGCAAAGCUACUUCAAUGCUAUGCCUCAGUUUCAUGGUCAAUUGGGGGAGAAUCCAUUGAACUUUAUCACAGAGUUCUAUGGGUUCAUCCAAGGGAUUCCAAGGAACAAGCUAGCCGAAGAUGAUCUCAAGCUCAAAUGUUUCCCCUAUACUCUCAAAGGGGCAGCAAGAGGAUGGUUCCUAGAACAAGCUCCGGCAAGCUACACUACAUGGGAAGGUAUAUACAAUGCCUUCAUGUCUAAAUACUACACGCCCACCAUGACUCAAGAGCUUAGACAACGCAUUUUCAACUUCAAACAACAAAAUGGUGAGCUCUUUCAAGAUGCAUGGCGGCGUUUCAAAUCAUUGCUAAGGGAAUGCCCACAUCACCGCAUUCCCCUAGACCUUCAAAUUGACACAUUCUACAAUGGGUUGAACGCAUCUUGUCAAGCCAUUGUGGACAACCGAGCCGAGGGCUAUAUUGGGAACAAGAAUGAAACCGAAGCACUCCGAAUCAUUGAAUCCAUUGCUUCGAAUCCUCAACUCCAAGGAGGUGAUUACAAAGUGGUAGGGAUUAAUGAAAUCUCUAUCACGACGGAGAUAAACAAAAGGCUUGAAGAAAUGGAAUCAAAGAUUGAGCAAAAGUUCCAAACGGCUCUACAAGCCGUAUUGGGAGGAGUCAAACAAAUAGCCAACGUGGAGAGCAUACCGAACCCGGAAGGUGAUUUAUCUCAACAACUUGAAGAGGUAAAUUAUAUGAACUCCUAUGGGAAUCGGGGGAACAAUAACUAUUCAAAUCAACAAAGGUGGAAGCCACAAACUAGUUCCUCACAACCCCAAUCCGGAACACCUAAUUUUGGGCAACCCAAGGAGACUACCAUGGAGGAUAUGAUGCAAUUCAUGUCCAAAAGCAUGGCAAGUAUGAAGGCCCAAAAUGAGGAAAAUCAUCAUAGAGUGGAGGCAUCCAUUGGGAAUCUCCACUCUCAAUUCACCAAGUUGGAUCUUCAAUUUGAAGAUCAAAAUAUGAAGCUCAACCAACGCAUCGACACCAUUGAGCAAUACAACAAGGCAUCCAUUCGGAAUCUUGAAGUACAAAUGGGACAACUUGCUCAAAAAGUAAGUUCUAGGGAGCAAGGCAAAUUUCCUACAACCACGGAGAUGAACCCAAGGGAGAACGUGAUGGCCAUUACCACAAGGAGUGGUAAGACGACGGAGGACCCGAAGAUGCCGGAAGAGGAGGAGACCCCGAAAAAGCAAAACGAAGAUGGAGAUGAGGAACAUAUGAUGCCACCGUCCAAUAUGGCUAACUAUGUUCCUCCCAUUCCAUAUCCUCAAAGAUUGAAGAAAAAGAAUGAUGGUGCUCAAUAUAGAAAAUUCCUUGAUAUUUUUACUAAAUUGAGCAUCAACAUUCCAUUUGCCGAAGCAAUAGCGGAGAUUCCAUCUUAUGCCAAAUUCUUGAAGGGCAUACUCUCAAAUAAAAAGAAAUUAGCAGAAUUUGCUACCAUUUCCCUUACGGAGGAGUGUAGUGCCAUCCUACAAAACAAACUCCCUCCUAAAUUGAAGGACCCUGGAAGCUUCACGGUGCCAUGUUCUAUUGGCAAGAUUGGAGAGGUAAGAUCCCUUUGUGAUCUUGGUGCUAGUAUCAACCUCAUGCCCCAUUCUUUAUUUAAAAAGCUUGGUGUGGGGGGACUUCAAUCAACCACCAUAGCCUUACAACUUGCGGAUAGGUCAAUUCGCUACCCUAUUGGAGUUAUGGAGGAUGUGCUUGUUAAAGUUGGAAAAUUCUACUUUCCUGUGGAUUUUCUUAUUUUGGAGAUGGAGGAAAUGGAGAUCCCUAUCAUUCUUGGAAGGGCAUUUUUAGCCACUGCAGCUGCCCUUAUUGAUGUCAAGAACGGAAUUGUCAAAUUCCGUGUUGGAGAUGAAGAGCAAGAGUUCCAUGUUUGGGAUUCUUUGAAGAAGCACCAUGAUGAUCCCUCUUGUUUUAACAUUGACAUUCUUGACACUUUGGCUAGAGAGUGUUUUGGGAAAAUCAUUCAUGAAGACCCCUUGGAGACUUGCAUCAUGCUAGGAUGCAAUGAAAAAGAAGAAAGUCAUGAACUUCUUGAGGAAGUUAUGUACUUACAAGCCGGAGCUCCUUUCAAACAAUUCCGACAAAAGUUUGAAGAUCUUGGAACAAGUAAGUCCACAUUAAAACCAUCUCUUGAGGUCCCACCAAAACCAUCUUUGAAAACUUUACCGGAGCACCUCAAAUAUGCAUUUCUUGGAGACAACUCAACUUUCCCGGUAGUAAUUUCUUCUUCACUCACAUCUCUUCAAGAAGAAAAAUUACUACGGGUAUUGAAGGAUCACAAAACAUCUAUUGCAUGGUCCUUGGCGGAUAUUAAGGGUAUUAGCCCUUCUCUUUGUAUGCACCGGAUUUUUAUGGAGGAGAAUCACAAACCCACGGUGGAGCAUCAAAGGAGGCUAAACCCCAACAUGAAAGAGGUAGUUAAGGAGGAAGUUCUCAAACUCCUUGACUAUGGCAUAAUUUACCCCAUUUCGGAUAGUAAAUUUGUAAGCCCCGUUCAAGUCGUUCCAAAAAAGGGUGGAAUCACGGUGGUAGCCAAUAGUAAGAAUGAAUUAAUUCCUACUAGAAUGGUCACCGGUUGGAGGAUGUGCAUAGACUACCGGAAAUUGAACUCCGGCACAAGGAAGGACCACUUUCCCCUUCCAUUCAUGGAUGAGAUGCUAGAGCGUGUUGCGGGAAAUGAGUUCUUUUGUUUCUUGGAUGGGUUCUCCGGCUAUUUUCAAAUAGCUAUCUCACCCGAGGACCAAGAAAAGACAACAUUCACAUGUCCUUUUGGCACAUUUGCCUAUAGAAGGAUGCCAUUCGGGUUAUGCAAUGCCCCCGGGACAUUCCAAAGAUGUGUGAUGGCAAUUUUUGCGGACAUGGUGGGAGACCUCAUGGAGGUAUUUAUGGAUGACUUUUCUGUUUUUGGGAAUUCUUUUGACUCGUGCUUACUUUCCCUUGAGAAAGUGCUGACUCGGUGUGAGGAAACCGACUUGGCUCUCAAUUGGGAGAAAUGCCAUUUCAUGGUAACCGAGGGGAUUGUCUUGGGGCACAAAAUUUCUCCCAAAGGCAUUGAAGUCGACCAAGCAAAAAUUGAAGUCAUAAAGAAGCUACCCCCUCCACAUUCGGUGAAAGCUAUCCGAAGCUUUCUAGGGCAUGCCGGUUUCUAUCGGCGAUUCAUUAAAGAUUUCUCAAAAAUCGCUAAACCUCUAUGCGAUUUAUUAGCCAAGGAUGCCCCUUUUGAAAUCACUCCAACUCGGCUCAAAGCUUUCAACACUUUAAAGGAAGCGCUUACCUCGGCCCCUAUCAUUACAUCACCGGAUUGGUCUCUUCCAUUCGAAUUGAUGUGUGAUGCUAGUGAUCAUGCUAUCGGUGUGGUACUUGGGCAAAGAAAAGAAAAGAAACUUCAUGCCAUAUACUAUGCAUCGAGGUUACUUCAUGAUGCGGAGCUCAAUUAUGCCACCACCGAGAAGGAAUUUCUAGCCGUCAUUUAUGCUUUUGACAAAUUCCGAUCUUACCUCAUUGGCCAAAAAGUGAUUGUUUAUACCGAUCACUCCACCAUCAAAUACCUCAUGAACAAGAAGGAUGCCAAACCAAGGUUAAUUCGUUGGGUUUUAUUACUCCAAGAAUUUGACCUUGAAAUCCGAGACAAGAAGGGGAGUGAAAACCUUGUGGCGGAUCAUCUUUCACGACUCGAAGGCACCCCCAACCCCAAGGAAGAGGAGAUAAGAGAUGAUUUCCCAUAUGAGCAAAUCAUGGCAAUCAAAGAGGUACAACUACCAUGGUUCACUGAUUUUGUUAAUUUUCUUGCAAAAGAAAUUAUACCUCCAUCACUCACUUUCCAUCAAAGAAAAAAAUUCCUAAGUGAUGUAAAGCAUUACUAUUGGGAUGAACCAUAUCUCUUCAAACAUUGUGCCGACGGAAUUGUUAGAAGAUGCGUACCCGAUGAGGAAAUCAUGUCCGUCUUAAACCAUUGUCACAACCUUCCUUGUGGUGGUCACCAUGGUCCGGAUCGGACGGCAGCGAAAGUCCUCCAAUGUGGUCUUUUCUGGCCAACAUUAUUCAAAGAUGCAAGGAGUUAUGUGAAAGCGUGUGACCGAUGUCAAAGAACCGGAAAUCUUAGCCGGAGGAAUGAAAUGCCUCAAAAUAUGAUCCUUGUGGUUGAACUCUUUGAUGUGUGGGGAUUGGAUUUCAUGGGACCUUUCCCUAACUCAUAUGGGAAGAGCUAUAUCCUUGUAGCCGUGGACUACGUCUCCAAGUGGGUGGAGGCAAUAGCUCUACCCGACAACACUAGCAAAAGUGUGGGGGAGUUCGUGAAGAAAAACAUUUUCUCACGGUUUGGUGUGCCCCGUACCAUCAUAAGUGACAAUGGCACACAUUUCAAGAAUGCCCAUUUUUCUGGCUUGCUAAAGAAAUAUGGGUGCAAUUUCCGAACCGGAGCAGCCUAUCAUCCACAAACUAAUGGGCAAGUUGAAGUGUCCAACCGAGAGAUUAAAUCAAUUCUAGAAAAAACAGUCGCCACCUCUAGAAAAGAUUGGGCGAUAAAGUUAGAUGAUGCGCUAUGGGCAUAUCGGACGGCUUACAAAACACCGUUGGGUAUGUCACCAUACCGGCUUGUCUAUGGAAAAUCAUGUCACAUUCCCGUAGAACUUGAGCACAAAGCACAGUGGGCACUCUCCAAGCUAAACAUUGAUUCUCCACUCUCAAAGACAAGGAGGAUGUUCCAAAUGGCAGAACUUGAAGAACUCCGAAGGGAUGCAUAUGAGAAUUCCCGCAUCUACAAGGAAAGAGCAAAAGCUUGGCAUGAUAAAAACAUCAACCGGAGGGACUUCUACGUCGGCCAAAAGGUACUACUCUUCAACUCUAGACUUCGCCUUUUUCCCGGAAAGCUAAAAUCCCGAUGGUCGGGACCGUUCACAAUCACCGAGGUCCGACCAUACGGGUCAAUGAUGAUUCAAAAAGGUGACCAAACACCAUUUCUUGUAAAUGGUCACCGACUCAAGCCAUACAUGGAGUAUCAUAUCACCUCGGCAACCACCGCUUGCCCAUUGGAGGAGUAAAAAGGUAC
Cuscuta epithymum is the source of this 5233-nucleotide messenger RNA. NCBI's taxonomy places the organism in Eukaryota, Viridiplantae, Streptophyta, Magnoliopsida, Solanales, Convolvulaceae. The record is from the annotation of a GenBank genome assembly.